UUAAUCACAAUUUUUAUUACAGCCAUUUUUGCCAGUGAAGCAUUUGGACAGAAUAAUAAUAAUGGGGACUUGGAUGACCGAUUCGGAAACCAGUUUGCGGCCCUGUUCCCUGGUAUGGGUCAGCAACAGUUCCGACCAAACCAGUUCCCUGGUCAGAACCAGUUCUUCCCUGGACAGAACCAAUUCCCUGGACAGAAUCAAUUCCCUGGACAGAAUCAAUUCCCUGGACAAAAUCAGUUCCCUGGACAGAACCAGUUCCCUGGACAAAACCAGUUCCCUGGGCAGAACCAGUUCCCUGGUCAGAAUCAGUUCCCUGGACAAAAUCAGCCUUCCACCGUUCCUCCAACCGGGAGCACCACCAUGUCCAGCGCUGUCCAAGCCUGCAUCUCCAGCUGCCCAGUGACCGCUGAAUACAACCCAGUGUGCGGCACCGACAUCAUCCAGUACCCCAACCCCGGCAGGCUGGGCUGUGCGCAAGCGUGUGGCGUCAAUGUCAGCCUCCUAAGGCAAGGACCCUGCCCGGCCACCACCACUGCUGCCCCUCCCAGUUAAAUAAACUUUCAGAAUGACUAUACAAAACUAUUUUUAUAAGUGUUCCAGUAAAAAUCCUAGACAAAACUGUUGAAUGAAGACCAGAAUGAAGGUUGUGCCAUAAAUAUUAAUUUUAAGAUCAAUUGAAAUAAAAAUUUUACGAUAAA
This is a messenger RNA of Ostrinia nubilalis (European corn borer), 698 nucleotides long. RefSeq names its product protein SSXT-like. The transcript is spliced from 3 exons. The record is from RefSeq and is a predicted model, not a curated record. Gene Ontology annotation, molecular function: protein binding; serine-type endopeptidase inhibitor activity. NCBI's taxonomy places the organism in Eukaryota, Metazoa, Arthropoda, Insecta, Lepidoptera, Crambidae. The coding region runs from base 115 to 552 and encodes 145 amino acids.